Molecule: messenger RNA, 536 nt
Organism: Fomitiporia mediterranea MF3/22
Lineage: Eukaryota; Fungi; Basidiomycota; Agaricomycetes; Hymenochaetales; Hymenochaetaceae
Product: Sm-like ribonucleo protein
Exons: 5
Coding region: 32-289 (85 amino acids)
Biological process (GO): mRNA splicing, via spliceosome
Cellular component (GO): Lsm1-7-Pat1 complex; U4/U6 x U5 tri-snRNP complex; U6 snRNP
Molecular function (GO): RNA binding
Source: RefSeq, a predicted model, not a curated record
CUUUUACAAUUACAAUAGUAGCUACUUGGCUAUGGCCUCACAAGUGCUGCCACUUGAAUUGAUUGAUACCUGCAUCGGUUCUCGCAUAUGGGUCAUCAUGAAGAAUGAUCGCGAAUUUACUGGCACUUUGCUGGGAUUCGAUGACUUCGUUAAUAUGGUAUUAGAUGAUGUCACAGAAUAUCAAUAUUUACCUGAAGGUCGCAAAGUGACCAUGUUAAGGCAGACAUUACUGAACGGAAACAACAUCUGCAUGUUGAUCCCAGGGAGCUCAGGACCUGAGAGCUCUUAAUCAUCCGUACAUGAUUCGCAUUUCUUUACGUUCAACGCUGUUGUAUCCCCUUGUCAUUUUUUAUCCUAAUCCUAAUUUUCACUUGCAAAGGCCACGGACCAAACGGUUGGAAGUUAUGUACUUAUCAACCCCGAAUCGAUUAAACUAUAAAACAUGGGCCUCAGGAUUGCUUGAUAGAAUUCUGUACAAACAAAAGCAUUCGUCUUUGAAGCAGUUUUUGAAAAUCAUACAUAUACUUCCUUGGUGC